Penicilliopsis zonata CBS 506.65 is the source of this 865-nucleotide messenger RNA. RefSeq lists its product as hypothetical. Gene Ontology annotation, biological process: retrograde vesicle-mediated transport, Golgi to endoplasmic reticulum; protein retention in ER lumen. The transcript is spliced from 4 exons. Lineage: Eukaryota; Fungi; Ascomycota; Eurotiomycetes; Eurotiales; Aspergillaceae. Gene Ontology annotation, cellular component: Golgi membrane. The coding region runs from base 128 to 694 and encodes 188 amino acids. The record is from RefSeq and is a predicted model, not a curated record.
UCAACCACUCCACUCCACACCUUCACGAUAAGACCAGAACCCAACAGGGGACGGACAAGAGUCGACUGGACAAGUCCAAGAUAUUUGCAAAGUUUUAUUCCAGCGAAGAAAAGCCGUCUUUGUCGCCAUGGAUGUUCCCGAGCCUGAUCAGAGCCCGUUCACUGCGGUGACGGCGCACACCUCCAAAUUCACCAGAAAAUUCCAAGCGUAUCUCGAUGCCUCGACGCCGUACGCAGUCUAUCGGUGGAUCGGGACGGGCGUGUUCCUCGCCAUUUUCUUCCUACGAAUUGUUCUUUCCCAAGGAUGGUAUAUUGUCGCUUACACGCUCGGCAUCUACCUGCUUAACCUGUUCCUCGCCUUCCUCACCCCGAAAUUCGACCCCUCGCUCACACAAGACGAGGGUCUCGAGGACGGCGAUGCCUCUGCCUCCCUGCCGACCAAGCAGGAUGAGGAGUUCCGCCCCUUUAUCCGCCGCCUCCCGGAGUUCAAGUUCUGGUACGACGCGACCCGCGCCAUCACCAUCGCCUUCGUCUGCUCCUGGCUCUCUGUCUUUGAUAUCCCCGUCUUCUGGCCCGUCUUGGUCGUCUACUGGAUCGUCCUGUUUGUCUUGACCAUGCGCCGCCAAAUCCAACACAUGAUCAAGUAUCGCUAUGUCCCUUUCUCCUUCGGCAAGACGAGAUACGGUAGAUCGUAGGAGAGACUUAUGGCUUGACAUGUGAACCUGGAGGAACAGUCUUAAAACUUACCCAUGUUCCUCUCUUUGUGUCCCUUUUUUUUGACGCUAUAUGAUUGAAUGGCAGUGCCCGAGUCACAGCACAUGCAUGACCUGCAGAAAAUCAUUGUUUCAUCUAUUUUAAUCUUUUUU